Messenger RNA from Sorghum bicolor (sorghum), 2301 nucleotides. Its product is annotated as probable acyl-activating enzyme 1, peroxisomal. The record is from RefSeq and is a predicted model, not a curated record. Lineage: Eukaryota; Viridiplantae; Streptophyta; Magnoliopsida; Poales; Poaceae. The transcript is spliced from 3 exons. The coding region runs from base 306 to 2213 and encodes 635 amino acids.
CUAAUAGAAUAGUAUAGGCCCUGUUUGGUUCCUCUGCUAAAUUUUAGCUAGCUAGAGCCAUGAGAGCCGCGGCGUAUUCUACUCCCCAUUUCAUAGCUUAGCCUCGGAUCACCGAUCAUUUCACAGCUCCAGCAUCAGCGGAUCAGCCUGCACAUAUUCUACUCCCCAUUUGGAUUCUCGUGCACUCCUCUCCCAUUGACCCAUUCUGCUCUCGCAGCUUCAUUAUCCGCGCCGUCACUCUCGUCUUCUCCGAGUCCGAGCAACCGAGCCGCCUGAUCGAGAGCUUCAGCUGCGUCGCUAGAGCCAUGAGAGCCGCGGCGUCCCUUGCGUUCUUCCGUAGACACUUGCACCAGUGCAACAGCGGCAUCGGGCCACACCUACAGCACCAGCCACGCCGCUACGCGAGUCGUCCGCACUCGGAUCACCUCGCCCGAGCUCGCGCGCUCGUUACUUUGUCGCCAUACCGAUACCGCCCGCGCGGGUCGGCGGAGGAGGCGCAGGCGCGGCACGGAGGCGGAGAGGCGGUUCUGGACCCGGCGGAAGCCGGCACGGUGCGGUGCGCGGCCAACCACGCGCCGCUGACGCCGAUCAGCUUCGUCGAGCGCGCCGCGGCCGUGUACGGGAGACGCCCCGCGGUGGUUUACGGGGAGCGGCGGCGCACGUGGAGCGAGGUGCGGGGCCGGUGCGUCCGCUUGGCGGCCGCGCUCGUCACCCACUUCGGCGUGGCGCGCGGCGAUGUGGUCGCUGUCCUCAGCCCCAACGUGCCGGCGAUGUACGAGCUGCACUUCGCCGUGCCGAUGGCCGGCGCGGUCCUCUGCACGCUCAACACCCGGCAUGACGCAGCCAUGCUGUCCGUUCUACUGAAGCACUCCGGCGCCAAGGUGUUCUUCGUCGAGUCGCACCUCCUCGACGUUGGGAGAGCAGCGCUGAAACUCCUCGCCGAGUCUAGCCCUGCCAGCCUUCCGGCUCUUCUAACCACUACAGACGACGACGGCGAACCCGGCGGCGCCGCCGCCUCGGGCCGCCGCACGUGUACGGACUACGAGGACCUCAUAAAAAACGCCCCGUCACAGUUCGACAUCCGGUGGCCGGUGAACGAGCUGGACCCGAUCUCCCUGAACUACACGUCCGGCACGACGUCGCGGCCCAAGGGCGUGGUCUACAGCCACCGGGGCGCGUACCUCAACACCGUCGCCACGGUGCUCACCUACGACGUCGGCACCGCGCCCACGUACCUGUGGACCGUGCCCAUGUUCCACGGCAACGGCUGGAACCUGACGUGGGGGCUCGCCAUGCAAGGAGGCACCAACGUCUGCCUCCGCCGCUUCACGGCGAAGGACAUCUUCGACGGCAUCGCGCGGUGGAAGGUGACGCACAUGGGCGGCGCGCCCACGGUGCUCAGCAUGAUCGUCACCGCGCCGCCCGCGGACCGGAAGCCUAUGCCGGGGACGGUGCGCGUCAUCACGGGCGGCGCGCCGCCGCUGCCCCACGUCCUGGUGGAGAUGGAGAGGCUCGGCUUCGUCCUGUACCACGUCUACGGCCUGACGGAGACGUGCGGGGUGGCGACCGUGUGCGCGUGGACGCCGGAGUUGGACGCGCUCCCCGCCGAGGAGCGCGCGCGGCUCAAGGCGCGCCAGGGGUGCCACCACUUCGCGGUGCAGGACGCGGACGUCAAGGACCCGGCCACGAUGGAGAGCGUGCCGCGCGACGGCCGGACGAUGGGCGAGGUGAUGUUCCGGGGCAACACGAUGAUGAGCGGGUACUACAGGGACCUCGACGCGACCAAGGAAGCCAUGGCCGGCGGGUGGCUGCACACGGGGGACCUCGCCGUGCGCCAUCCGGACGGGAGCAUCCAGGUCAAGGACCGGGCCAAGGACAUCAUCAUUUCCGGCGGCGAGAACGUCAGUUCGAUCGAGGUGGAGACGCUGCUGUCCAGUCACCCGGCCGUUCUCGAGGCGGCCGUCGUGGCGAGGCCAGACGACCACUGGGGCGAGACGCCAUGCGCGUUUGUGAAGCUCAAGGACGGCGCCAGCGCCACGGAAGCCGAGAUCAUAGGAUUCUGCCGGGAGAGGCUGCCCCGUUACAUGGCGCCCAGGACGGUGGUGUUUGAGGAUUUGCCCAAGACACCGACGGGGAAGACGCAGAAGUUUGUCCUCCGCGAGAAAGCCCGGGCUAUGGGCAGCCUGACAAAGACUGACAGUGGCAACGUGUGAGAUCACUGUUCGACUGAUUCAGACAAUUUCUCUUGUAUGAUUGCGCUGUUUAUUUUAUUUAGUAUGAGGAAAUCGUGGUAUUAUUGUA